CUGCGUGUCUGGCUCUGGCAUUUAUUACACCUGUGCCAAUUGUCGACCGCUAUAUGGAGGUCUUUCGCAUGAAGUCCGCCGGGUACAAUUGCGCAAUCAUGCAUAAUUUUGUGGUGCUCAAGCAACUGCACAGGAGCUUCAAGAAAAUACAAAACAUCUCACACAGAACUCACCGUCAGCUCUGCUCAAUAGCUUACAGAUGUGACUAGCAAGAUGCUGGCGAAGAACUUCUUGCAACUUUUCACCAUGCAUGACUAUUGAAACUGUGGCGGGCAGCAUCAUCACUGUCUCAAGCAUCAGAGGUGCAACAUUUGUUAUCAAGCGCUCCCCGCCGGGCUGUACAUCCAGUGACCAGUGCAACGCUCCGAGAUCCGAGACUGUCCCAGUGUUUACACCGCCACAUUGAUGGGUUCAUAUCUCAUUCAUAAAAGCUAACAAGGCCCAUGAUGUGUGUGUGAAGCACAUUUUUUAACCUCUACAUGGAGUAUACGACUAACGAUAUUGCAGCAGCGAGGAGCUUGCAGUUUGCUACGUACAUACACAUGUCGAUGGCUACAUUCUGGACUUAUGAUUAUGCAUGUUCACUUCAUGAAGAGUGGACAUUUUUGCUUCGAUCACGCUGGAGCAAGAUGAAAGGGCUCUAUAUCGUUACACGAUACCUCCCCUUCAUCUUUCUUGCCACGGAUAUAUAUUUGUACUUUACUCCGAAUUUGAACCCAGGUAAAUGUUGGGUGUGGGUCCAUAUUGACUUAGGGAUCGGCAUGCUAUUAGUUGUUUGCUCCGAUUACUUUUUCAUCCUCAGAACAUACGUGCUCUGGAACAAAAAUAAAAUCUUGCUCGCAGCCAUGCUGUUCACCUUUGUUUCUUUUCUCGUAGCAUGCUUCGGUGUUGCCUUUGCCACUACCAUCCCUGCAGCAUAUGUCACUAGCACAAUCCCAGGAAUCACAGGGUGCUACCGGAGUUCAACCAAUUACCAGCUUUUCAUACCAUUUCUUCUCCUUUCUGUGUUCGAAUUGGGACUCAUGAUCCUCACGCUCAUACGUGCCAUACAGGACUGGCGGGCAAACCAAAGCCGUCUGUACGUUGUCCGGGUGAACCAUAACAUAUCCUAUUAUGCAUGCGGUUUUUUGUUCUCGGUAACAAACGUCGCCACAAUACUGCUCUUUCAGGACUCCUACCAGACUAUUUUGUAUGGUUUCCAGUACAUGAUCCUUGCAAUCCUAGCCACGCGCAUGCACCUCCAUCUCUGGCAGGUGAACCGACAUCCACACGGCUCUACUAGCACCCUCGUGCAUGUUAUAUCCGACAUGUCAUUCGCAAAUCCCACGGAGUGAUGUCUCAUUCUGUGGCUUAUUCUAUGUCGUUCGUGGAGCGAGGCUUGGGCUGUACAAGAUGACUGGUGGAGGUGGGUUUGGUGGAGUUCUUUAUCUGCUUAACUUAUAGGAUGAGUCUGUUGCGAAGUGGGACGAACGUUUGGAUGUCCUUGGUCUAUUUAAUUCCCUAAUUUUGAAUGUAAGCAGCGGCUGAUUCAGGAUCCAGAA
This is a messenger RNA of Suillus discolor, 1541 nucleotides long. RefSeq lists its product as uncharacterized. The transcript has 15 exons. Lineage: Eukaryota; Fungi; Basidiomycota; Agaricomycetes; Boletales; Suillaceae. The record is from RefSeq and is a predicted model, not a curated record. The coding region runs from base 480 to 1334 and encodes 284 amino acids.